Naegleria fowleri is the source of this 7239-nucleotide messenger RNA. RefSeq lists its product as uncharacterized. The coding region runs from base 1 to 7239 and encodes 2412 amino acids. Lineage: Eukaryota; Heterolobosea; Eutetramitea; Acrasida; Naegleriidae. Gene Ontology annotation, biological process: protein phosphorylation; small GTPase-mediated signal transduction; positive regulation of GTPase activity. Gene Ontology annotation, molecular function: protein kinase activity; ATP binding; guanyl-nucleotide exchange factor activity. The record is from RefSeq and is a predicted model, not a curated record. The transcript is spliced from 6 exons.
AUGAUAGGGCCAAACACAGUCCAAACACCAACAACCCAUCAUCAAAACUCAGAAGACGAUGAUAUUGCCAGUGUAACAACAACAACAACGCCCACCACUUCAAACUCGGUCAAUAUUCAUCCGCAUCAUCACCAUCAACAAUAUUCAAAUAAUAACAACAAAUCCUCCCAUUUUGUUCCUCCGGCACAAUUCCAAACCACAAUGACACCAUUGAUGGACCACCACCCAUCAUCAACAACAACAACAAUAAGCACUACGACAUCACUCCAUUCUUCUUCUUCUUCUUCUGCAACCUCAUCAUCAACCACAGAGGAGUUUCACAACAUUCAUGAACCACCACAAAAAGAGAACCAUGUCAGCAGUAGUAUUAGUAGCAAUAACAAUAGUGGUGGCAACAGCAGUGGAACGAGACUAGAGGCCACUUCUCCAACACCUCAAUCGACGACCAUUAAUAAUAAUAUUAAUAAUAACAGUAAUAAUAAUAAUAAUAAUGGUGGCAACAAUAAUUCCAUUCCAUUAUUACCGAACAGUCAUAGCUGCACAAAACCUACACCACUCUCUCCCAGUAAACCCUUGUCGAGCCUCAUCCAUCUUGCUACCACUCAACAACAACAACACCAUCAACAUGGCAGUACUUCUACGGAGAUGAUGAGCUUAUCGGGAGGAAAAAAAGUAGGACUCUCAAUUCCUCCUUUGAAUUUAUCGGGUAAUCGACAUCAUCAUCAUCAUCACCACCAUCAACACACUCAGAGUGAUUUUGCUAAUUCGCGUUCCUCAUCGACCAAUUCUCAAACGCCUCAUCAUCAAAGCACAACAGCAUCUGGUUUUUCCUUGCAAACCUCCUCUUCCACGGGACGGCUAUCGGAAUCGGGACGACACUCGGAUGCUUCGAUAUCCUCUCCUGGAGAUUCUUCUUCUUCGUCGUCGACCAAUUCGACCACCUUCUCUCCAUUCUCUCAAUCGCAGCAGCAGCAACAACAACAUACGCACCGAUCAAACCAAAAUUCUACGCAACAGCAACAGCAACAACAGAACUCAAAAUCAAACCCUCCUACUCCUCAGAAUGGUACUUCCAACUUGUACACCUCUUCAGAUGCAUCACCUUUUUCAACGACAACGAAUUCGGAAGGCAGAGAGCUUUCUUCUUCUUCGACAGAGUCUUCGAGUGUCACUCCAUUGCUGCUGAAACGAUACGGAAGUGGUUCGAGUCCAAGUUUUGCCAACACUGGACACAUCAUUCAUGGUCAUUACCAAACACGUCAACAGCAACAACAAGGAGGCCAAGCUUCACACGAUCAUAGCGUACCAAAAAUUCAACAACGAAGAGGUCAACACUUUCCACAUGAUCGUUUCAAAAUUGUCAUGAAUGAUUUCACAAUACAAAUCACAGAGAAGAAUAAUGAGGCAGCAAUUGUAGAGGAAUAUACAGAACUCAAGUCUUUGGGACGAGGUGGACAAGCAACUGUUUUUUCUGCUCUCGAAAAGUCAACAGGAGAACGAGUGGCUUUGAAAAUUAUUAAUGCCGGUGGAAACUCUGCACAAUUAUGGAAUGAGUUUAAUAUUUUGAGAGUUAUGAAGCAUCCAUCGAUUAUUCCAGUUUGGAGACUGUAUGAGACAAAAAGUAUUUUCAACUCGACCAUUGUAUUGACCAUGCCAGUUUACAUUCAUGGAGAUUUAACUGGUUUUAUCACAAAGUUUGCUCCUCAUUGCGAACCAAAAAAUCCUUUCACACCACAUUGUAUUAUUGAUAUGGUACUUCAAAUCACAGACGCAAUUCAAUACACACAUUCUAAAGGAAUCAUUCACAGAGAUUUGAAACCUGAUAACCUUUUCAUUUCUAGUCUAGAGGUCGAUAAAAAGAAUAAGAAAGAGAUUACUUCAUGCAAAGUCACACUCGGAGAUUUUGGUCUAUCGAAAAAUAUUCAACAAUCAAUGGCCGUCUCAGUGGUGGGAACGUUUGGUUGGAUGAGUCCGGAUCAUUUAAACGCUACAUUUUCUUACAAAACCGAUAUGUGGAGUUUAGGUUGUAUUAUAUAUUAUUUAAUUAGUCUUGAUCAAGCUCUACUGAACACCAAUGAGCUUAUCAAUGAAAAUCACAAUUCUCACAAGCUAAAAAUGGUUGAAAAGAUGAAACAAAGGAUGAAUUCAACGUCGCUGCCUCAAAACUUUGAGGAAUUGAUUGACAUUGUCAUUAACAAACUCUUACAAAAGAAUCCUGAUGAUAGAAUUUCUUCACAUGAGUUCUUUUGGGAUUACUUAAUACCGUGGAGAUAUCAAAUUGAUGAGAGCGAACUGACAGAAUUAACAACUAAGAGCGGAUAUUACAAAUGGCGAGGAACAUUUGUUACUAAACGAAAAGUCACUGCAGAUCAGUUUAAAACUCUGAUUCAGUUGAGAGAUAUUCAAUAUGUCACUCAUAUUCUUGGAUUUUUUACGAAAUUUGAUAGUGACACUCAACAAGAAGAGAUUUUUGUGAUACACAAGCCGCAAGGAAUUAAUUUGAAAGAGUACUUGGUACCUUCGAAUCCAAGAUAUGUUUCAUUGCAUGACAAGCUGGAGAUAUUGCUAAAAAUUGCUACUGCUAUCGAAGAAAUUAACAGAAACACUGAUAUUCAGUUUAUCAUCAAAUUGGAUGCUUCCAAGAUAUUUAUUGAUGAACAUGGAGAAGUCAUUCUAUCAAUUUUGGACGCUAUUGAAGUGCAACAACAACCCAUGGAAAAAGAUAACAUUUACAACUUGUAUUUUUUCAGUUUGGAUCUUUUGGAUGAAUGUCGAGAAAUUUACAAUUAUCCUUUCGAAGAGGCCUAUGAUGUUUGCUAUCGACAACAUGGCUCCGAGUUUAUAGAUUUUCCUCGGUUACUCGUGUUCGUGUUUAACGGAUCGAUAGUGACGCAUCCAUGCAAGUAUUCCAUGACCUAUGUGUCACAAAAACUUUUCACUCAACUCUACACGACGCACCGAUUUCCAACAGAUCGAUUUCCUGAUCGAAAAGACAGUAUUACCUCUACUGUAUCUUCAACUACCUCUCCUGUUAGUCUCACUCCUCCAGCAGACGCUCCGAUGAUCAAUAUUAGUCAGUCGCCUCCAUCUUCCAAUCUUUCCAUUAUUACUCAGACUUUAGAAGCAGAAAGAUUAAGCCCAGAGGAACAGUUUCACUGUUCCCAUCAAAGGAUCAAGGAAAUGAUACGAGCCAACUCAGUGAGACACAUAUUGAAAGCGUAUCACAUCGGUAGAGAUGGAACAGACAAGAAAUGGACACAAAUUAUCAAAGACGAAGAAGAAGAGAAUGAAAGAGAAUCCUCCGUUGAAACCUAUGAUGAACAUGUUUACAACAGUCUUCAGAAUUAUCACUUACACUCUGUGACGUCAAACACUUCGUGCACAGAUGCAGGCUUCUCAAAAAAGAAUCCAGAGUUGGUGAAUGUAUCUAUCGAAUGUCUUAGUUUCCAGCCCAACCUGUUUAGAGAUUACUUUAACGGAAAACAAAUGGAACCUCUCUAUUUAUAUUGGUACCUAAUUGAUAUCAAACAAAAACGCAGAAUUUCAGAGACUUUUUGCUGUGAUGUCAAUACAAAGCAAAUGAAACAACUGUUAGGUGACAUUGCUGAGGAAGAUGAUCCACUCUCUGUUAAAAGAAGUCGAUGCUCAGGUUAUGAGGUAGAUUCAAGCAACUCUGAUAUCAUGGUACUAUUUAUUGUAUCAAAAACUCUUCAAGGAAACGAUUUUACAGAUUCCUAUAUCAAACCAUCUAAAAACAAACUCACAGAAGAAAAAUUCUCAAAAGCUUUGAAUGGAUUAUUGCCACAAUUACAGAAUUUCCAGCAAGAUUUUGCUUGGGCUUGCGAACCAUUAUUUGACUUUGAAGGAAAUCUUAUUCUUCCAAAGCAGAUUGAAACAUUUUAUUAUAUGGAUGAAGUUCGAAACGAACACUCAUUCUACGAAUUCUUUGAAAAACGAGAUGUAAAAAAAGAAAAGAUUGUGCCUAUGACUUUAAAGCUUCACUGUGAAAUGAGCAAAUCGUUUGAAACAACCCCUGUAACAAAAUCUGAUAGCUUAACUGAACUGGAUGCCAGUGUCGAUCUCAAAAACACUUCCUUUUACUUGAAACAAACGUCAAACACCAAUAACGGAGCCUACUUGUGUAAAAUGUUCACGUUUGCUCCUAACUUUAUGAGAUCAUUGACCGACAGUAAUAAUUUGUAUGUGUAUCCUCAGUCGAUUACUUUUAAGCGCCGAUCUCUAUUUUUGAGAGACAACAUGUCGAUAGGAAUUAUUGUAAAAUUCAAACGAGACGACAAGGAUCUGAAUGGAGAAGGCGAGAAAGUUUUCUUGCGAAAGAACAACAAAACAUUUAACGAAGGUUAUUCCACAGUUUCUUACCAUUGCAGUAGCCCAGAGUUUAAUGAUGAAAUCAAAGUUCAAUUACCGGAGCAUCUCACUUCAAGUGAUCACUUCCUUUUCACAUUUGUUGACAUUGAUUGCGAUAAUGAUCAAAAAUCUAUGCAAGUCAUUGGAUAUUCAUCUUUCAUGCUUUUAGGAAAACAUGGUCUUCUCGCUACACAUGGCAAACAAUCUCUUACAAUCUACAAAAGAUUGCCACCAAAGAAUUACCUUCAUGGAACCGAAGAAGGAAAAAAGUCAGGAGAGUUUAAAGUUGAUUUUCAAGCAAUCUCUACUUUGUAUACUACCGAUAUUAACUUGUAUGAAUUCUUUUCUGCAACUGAAUUGGUCAAAGUUAUGAAAAACAUUUAUGGAGAUUCUGUGACUGAAGUCCAAAAGAAUAUCAAUCAAAAAUUGAAAAAUUUGGAACGAGUGGUUGACUUUAGAAACUUGAUUCAAUACAUGCCACAAAUCAUGGAUGUACUUUUGCUGAUGAUAACAUUGAAGCAAUAUCCACAGGUACAAAUUCAAGCUUUUGACUUACUAAAUUCAUAUCUAGAUGGGUUGAAGAAAACUGAGAGAAAUACAGGUCAAUAUAUUGAGAGAUACAUUAAGGAAUCAUACGUGAACAACAAAGAAUCCACAGGAUUUUUAUUUGAGCAACUCUUGAAGAGAUUUGUAAGACAUUUGGACGAUGAACAAAAACAAAGAGCUGAACGAAAGAAUGAUGCAGUCACCAACAUGUCCGUUUAUAAUUUACUUUCCUCCGGUGAUGCAUUUCUUAUCAAACUACCAAAUGAUAGCUUACUCAUAGAGAAUAGUUCUAUUUAUUUCCAAUUAAUUGAGAAAUCUCUCAUACUCUAUAUGCACAGUAACAAGUUGUUAAAUCAACAUCACUCCUCUACCAAUCCUUUGAGACAUUUAAAGAAAAAGAAGGAUGACUUACCCGGACCUUUCAAUCAAAUUGUAGAUUUACUUUCAGAGCUGAGGACUCUAGUUUUAAAGGAAUGCAAAUUCAGAUAUUUGACUUCGAUGCAAAUGGCUAAAGUAUUGGUUGCUUCAUAUGCACAGUUGUUGACUGGAAUGUUAAAUCUCGUGGACAAGGGAUUCAUCAUCACAGAAAUUGAAAUGUUUUUGGAUGAAUUCUUACCUUCCAAAGAUCAACAAUUUGAACAAUUCCAAGAGCUCAAGAAUAUAUUUUUAAAACACAUUGCAAGCUAUGAUCAUUUGCUUGUAUUAUGUUUGUCCUACAGCGAUAGUAGCUGUUUACAAUAUGUCAAGAAGAAUGGAAAUUACAUUGUUUAUCACAUGUGUGACAAUCAUUACUUGUCUGGAAUAUUUAUCAAGAGAUUUCUGUUGGACACUCUUCACAAACAACGAAAGGUUCGAGAAAAGGCUGCACAAACAUUUUGCUUCUUGCUUUCCAGACAUGAAUACGACAGUAGAUAUCAAACAAAAGAUGCAAGACGAAAAAUUGCUUCUCUCUACUUUCCAUUCAUUAUUAUUAUUUGUGAUCUUUGGAAAACCUAUGAAGAGCUUACCAAGGCCGAUGCUUCUAAAAAUCGUUCUGAAAAGAGACCUGAGGCACAAACACUUCUCGUUUGUUUCUUGCACAUUUUAAUUAACACUAGGAAAAAAGUAUUUCGUGAGUGGUGGAAACAAGAAGUACCUGAGAGAAAACGCACCUUCAUCAAGAUUUUGUCAUCCAUCCCAAAACUCUUCAGAUAUACAGAUACUAAAUCAAACUAUUCCUCUAUGGAUGAAGACUCUAUGGAUGAAGGAGGUGCCAGUAAUUUUAUGGCAUCCACCCCUCGAAGUACUUCGACUUUGAGAGCUCCAGUUUCGAUUCCAAAAGAACCUCUUUCUCCAAGAGCAACCAAACGAGCGAACACUGUCAAGGAUACAGUUGGAAGAAAGAGUUUUGGAAUUCCCUUCUCAAAAGAUGACAGUCAUUAUGAAACUAAAAAACCAAACCUGUCACGUUUCUCCUCACCCAACGUCAACAAACUUUCUCAUCGAACAUCGGUGAGCAUUUUGAGAAGUCAACAAUGCAGUUAUUCACAAUUGUUCCGUGGAGAUUCCAAGAAAAAAGCAAGAGAGCAACAAAAUCGUUGGAAACGAAUUCUCUCCAUUCAAGCGAGUAUUUCUACUCUGCGAAUCAUUUCAUGGAUCUUUGAAGAGGAUAAGAAUUCAAGUGAUGAACUCAUGUCAGACGUUUCCUACAUCAAGUUAUUCUUGGAAUUUUUCUUUAAUCAUUUGGAAGUUGAACAAUCAGAAACAACGUAUCACAUUGUGUUCCAACUUUUAGCUCUCUUUGUGAAAAUAUUCAAAAUUAAUGGAUUUUAUUAUUCAAGAGAGGAAGUUGUGAAAAAGGUGAAUGAAUUUGGUGCACGAUCGCCUGUUGAAACCAUGAAAAUGUUAGCCCUCUCCUUCACCAAAUGGAUGAAAAUUCUUCAACAAAACGAACCAGUUCCCUUCUCCAAUUCUGUCAAUCGACAAUCCUCCAAUUAUUUUAAUCCUGUGAAACCUCUCGAUCGAACCAAAUCAUCAGUGGCAGCAAAAUUCGAUGGAACUCUUAACAUUUCUGAUUUAUUGUGGAAUAUCAAAAUUCGAUACAAGGAGAAACAAUAUGUGGAACAAUUGAAAUCGUGGUUAAACAGUCAACCACCAGAUGUGAUCACUGCUGUGGAAUUUUUGGAAAAAGAAUUUGUCAAGUACAUGUAUCCCGAUGAUUUUGCUUCGAAUAAUAAUGAACAAGGUUCAAAAGCUGAGGAGAAUGGAGAGGAGGAGGAGGUUUUGAGCGUUGCUUCUGAGGGUGGAGAAGAAAUUUCCAUUUUCCAAGCCUUACGACAAUUGUAA